Molecule: messenger RNA, 959 nt
Organism: Rubroshorea leprosula
Lineage: Eukaryota; Viridiplantae; Streptophyta; Magnoliopsida; Malvales; Dipterocarpaceae
Source: the annotation of a GenBank genome assembly
AUCUCUGUACUUUGGAUUUAUGCUAAAUUGCCAUAUCCUCGAAUGGUGGUUGGUUAUGGAUCUUGUCCCCCUUACGGUCGAGGGGUUCCUCCUACUCCAUUAUUUAUGGUCAAUCCAGCUGCCCCUCUUGACAAAAUUUGUGUUCUGAGUUGUGGAAUAUCCACAGGCUUUGGUGCUACCGUGAACGUUGCUAAACCCAAAAAGGGUCAGUCAGUUGCCAUCUUUGGACUGGGAGCUGUCGGCCUAGCUGCUGCUGAAGGGGCACGGGUUUCCGGGGCUUCAAGAAUCAUUGGUAUUGAUUUGAAUUCCAGCAGAUUUGAGGAAGCCAAGAAGUUUGGUGUAACAGAGUGUGUGAAUCCAAAAGAUUAUGACAAACCUAUUCAACAGGUGAUUGCUGAGAUGACAAAUGGAGGAGUGGAUCGUAGUGUUGAAUGCACUGGGAGCAUCCAGGCUAUGAUUUCAGCAUUUGAAUGCGUUCACGAUGGUUGGGGUGUUGCUGUGCUAGUUGGUGUCCCGAGCAAAGAUGAUGCAUUCAAAACAAGUCCAGUGAAUUUCCUAAAUGAGAGGACUCUCAAGGGUACCUUCUUUGGCAACUACAAACCCCGCACCGACAUUCCCAAAGUUGUCGAUCAAUACAUGAACAAGGAGCUAGACCUGGAGAGACUGGAGAAGUUUGUAACCCACUCUGUGCCUUUCUCGGAGAUCAACAAAGCAUUUGAGUACAUGCUAUCCGGCCAAGGUCUCAGGUGCUUGAUUUACAUGGAGCAUUAGAUAACGGAUCCACUGGUGUGGCUCCGGCGCUUCUCAAAGCCAAAAUCCCUUUUUUCCCAUUUGUAGCCAAAUGGUACUAUGUUCCUUUUAAGUUUUCUCGGUUUUGUGGAGCAAAUAAGCAGCGGUUUCGAUAUGGUGAAUAGUGAACUUGGUGUGGUUUAUAAAUUUUAUAAAUAUAUGUAUGUUGU